Molecule: messenger RNA, 3133 nt
Organism: Asterias rubens (European starfish)
Lineage: Eukaryota; Metazoa; Echinodermata; Asteroidea; Forcipulatida; Asteriidae
Product: D-3-phosphoglycerate dehydrogenase-like
Exons: 11
Coding region: 184-1806 (540 amino acids)
Biological process (GO): L-serine biosynthetic process
Molecular function (GO): NAD binding; phosphoglycerate dehydrogenase activity
Source: RefSeq, a predicted model, not a curated record
ACACAACCAACUGCGCAAACUCACAUCUGUCACGAUCCACGUGUGUGAUCAACAUGGUGGUUUUCUACUUGGAAAAUCACACGUGUGGUAAAACAAGUGUGUUUUGGGUUGGAUGCUAUGUGUUCUUCGUUGUUGACCACCGACCGGUGAAUGUUGUGUAAAAACCAGUAGAAGUUAGCUCAGAUGAGAAGAAUAUUUCCCCAGCUGAAGAACAAAAUGGCAUUUACUUUAAGAAAAGUCUUGGUGUUGGACAAUGUGGCGAGCUGCUGUGCCCAGGUUUUACAGGAUAACGGCAUCCAGGCAGAUUCGGUCGCAAAACUGAGUAAAGAAGAGCUUCUGGCCAAAAUACAGAAUUAUGAUGGGGUUAUUGUUCGCUCAGCCACAAAAAUCACAUCAGAUGUUCUGGACGUGGCUAAGAACCUGAAAAUUAUCGGAAGAGCUGGAACCGGUGUUGACAACAUCGAUGUCACUGCAGCGUCGCGUCAUGGAGUCAUUGUCAUGAACACACCAGCUGGUAACACACUGAGUGCCGCCGAACACACCUGUGCUAUGAUGUGUGCUAUGUCAAGAUACUUGCCCCAGGGUCACAUGUCACUGAAGCAAGGUCGAUGGGAUCGUAAGCUGUUCAUGGGGAGCGAGCUACACGGCAAGACGCUCGCAAUCAUCGGUCUCGGUAAAAUAGGAAAAGAGGUAGCCACAAGAAUGCAGUCUUUUGGAAUGACGACCAUCGGUUAUGAUCCGAUUAUCCCGGCCUCAGAAGCUGCAGAGUUUAAUGUGGAGUGGAUGGAACUAGAACAGAUGUGGCCAAAGGCUGAUUACAUCACCGUGCACACCCCUUUGAUUCCACAAACAAGAGGCCUUAUCGGAGAGAAGAGUUUCCCACAAUGCAAGACUGGCGUGCGCGUCAUUAACGUUGCGCGAGGGGGUAUCAUCGACGAGGAAGCAUUGCUGAAGGCGUUGGAGUCUGGUCAGUGCGGAGGCGCUGCCCUUGAUGUAUUUGAGCAGGAGCCACCGACAAACCUUGCCCUGGUACAGCACCCCAAGGUCGUUGUAACGCCCCACCUCGGAGCCAGUACUGAGGAGGCACAGCUUCGCGUUGCCAUGGAGAUUGCCGAACAGUUUGUGGAUGCAGUCAACGGAAAAUCUCUCUUUGGAGCUAUCAACGCUCGCGCUUUGAGUAGCGCCCUCAAGCCGGAAACUAAGCCGUUAGUGUCGUUGGGUGAAUGUCUGGGAGCCACAGCCAGAGCGUUGUACGGUGAAGUGAACCAACAGACAGAGGUUCAAGUCAUCACAUACGGUGAAGGUUUGAAGAAUGCUGGUUCGUACCUGGGGGCAGCCGUAACUGUUGGCUUGCUGAAGAGUGCCACAUCGAACGGCAUUAAUCUGGUGAAUGCAGGAGUGCUGGCCAAGGAGGUCGGAGUUCAGCUUGCCACAAGUCACCAAGACGCCGCCCCUGCUAACCUCCCUGGUGCUCUGGUCUCAGUGCUGGUCACAUUACAGGGAGUCAGACACGUACUCAGUGGCUCCGUCAUGAAUGACCGGCCGGUGCUGCUGGAGAUCGACGGGGGUGUGUUUGCCAGCGGGGUCGUGCUGCAGGGCAACAUGUUGGUGUACCAGACCCAAGUCAGUGCUACAGUGUUUCCCGCUAUUGCAAGUGUGCUGUCAACAACCAAUCAGAUCCUGUCCUACGGUACGACCAUGCCUUCCAAAAACAGCUCAUGGAGUGUGAUACAGCUAGCCUCCCCUCUCCCCAGCGCAGAGAGUCUCAAACAGCACGUCACCUUUGCCGCUCAGUUGAGUCUGUAAUCUCACACAAGGGCAGUAUAUACAACACUGCAACUACGUUCGGAGAGCAGGGCUAAAGAUGACCAAAAAAUCACAUGCUGGAAAUCAUCAUGCACCAGUGCUAUUUUACAAUGGGAAUACAAUCAAAAUGUAUACCCAACGGCAGACAUUUUGGUUUCAUACUCACUACCUUGAGCCCAAUUUCAUGAAGCUGCUUAAAUUAUUUCUUUGCCGAGCAACCACAAUCUUUGUCUUGUGCCUUGUGGUCAUUAUCAAUCAUGAAUAGAAAAUCUAAUACCAACAAAGGGGAACGGUCUGUUUUAACCACCCAGCCUCUUGUUGGUUUGCAUUUGCGAGAAUUAAUACCCAAUAUGGCUGCACCAGAGUAAAGUUAAGAUUUACAAAGUUGUCAUAAGGCAAGAGUUUAUUUUAUUAUGCUAACGAGAUAAAUGAGUGAUAAUUGGAAAGUAUUAAUUUUAGCUUCAAGAGUUGUUUCAGUAAUUCUCCCAAUGAUUUGUAUAUCAAGAUGGAAAAUCUGACUUACAAUUUCUUUUGUCUUCAGUUUUGUUUAGAUGUUGGGGAAAAAAAAUAGAGGGACAAAAUUAAUCACAUUUGAUGCAAUUUUCAAAAAGGCCAUGUUAUCAACGGAAGAUAAUCAAAUAUCAAAUUCUGAAAUGUUUUAAUGUGAAGUGCAGUGGAUCAAAGAGAUUAACUUUCUGUGAAAAUUUUUGCAAUUGUGUCAUGAAAUGACAAUGUAAUAAUUAAGUAUGAAAUUAUGAGUAAAUUUUGCUGCAAGUUUCUUGAACAAUGUCUGAUAAAUGCAGAGUCCAGUCUGUUCUUUAAUCAGCUGAUUGUAUUCAAUUGAUUGCAAUUUGAUUGUAGUCCUAUAAUAAAUUGUAACUCUUUAUCACCGUUAGUGGUUGAACUUUAACCUUUGACCUGCUCGGGGUCAAGAUGUUGAAGUUUGUGGUAGCAACCAUCUCAACAAAGGGUGUCAAGGCUGAGUGGUUCUGAGCAUCAAAUUUAAGUUCUGGUUGUUAAGUAAUUGGGAUGUGGGUUCGAAUCCUUGUAGUGACACUUGUGUCCUUGAGCAAGAUCCUUUAUACUACAAUUGCUGCUCUUCACCCAGGGGUAUAACCAUACAUUAAAUACCAUUGUUGUACCUAAAUAACUUUAUUUUGUAUUUCCGCUUCCAUUCGUUGUAUUAUUUGUUGUUCAUAUUACAUGGACCAGAGUGUGACUGCGAAAACGUUGUUUAUUUUGCCUUGAAACAUUUGAUUUUAUUUGUUGAAGUGAAUGUGAAGAUAUUACAGCUGAAAAAUAAAUAAAAAUGUAGUAUUCAUUUCAA